Molecule: messenger RNA, 510 nt
Organism: Staurois parvus
Lineage: Eukaryota; Metazoa; Chordata; Amphibia; Anura; Ranidae
Source: the annotation of a GenBank genome assembly
UUCCAAUCCCCUCCAUAUCAUGUGAUUCAGGUGUUCCAAUCCCCUCCAUAUCAUGUGAUUCAGGUGGUCCAAUCCCCUCCAUGGACACAGGUGUAUACAAUCAGGCCCCUAGGCAUGCAGACUGCUUCUACAAACAUUGGUGAAAGAAUGGGUCGCUCUCAGGAGCUCAGUGACUCCAGGCGUGGUCCCGUGAUAGGUGGCCACCUGUGCAAUAAGUCCAUCCGUGACAUUUCCUGGCUACUAAAUAUUCCACGCUCAGCUGUUAGUGGGAUUAUAACAAAGUGGAAGCCACUGGGAACAACAGCCACUCAGCCACCAAGUGGUAGGCCACGUCACAUGACAGGGCGGGGUCAGCGCAUGCUGAAGUGCACAGUGCGCAGAAGUCACCAACUGUCUGCAGAGUCAAUAGCUAAAGACCUCCAAACUUGGUGUGGCCUUCAGGUGAGCCCAACAACAGUGUGUAGAGAGCUUCAUGGAAUGGGUUUCCAUGGCCGAGCAGCUGCAUCCAAG